Salvia hispanica is the source of this 2445-nucleotide messenger RNA. RefSeq lists its product as uncharacterized. NCBI's taxonomy places the organism in Eukaryota, Viridiplantae, Streptophyta, Magnoliopsida, Lamiales, Lamiaceae. The record is from RefSeq and is a predicted model, not a curated record.
AUGGAUGGCUCGAAAAUUAGAUGUCCAUGUAAACGCUGUGAUAAUAACAAAUAUUUUCAUACGGACACGGUGAAGGAGCAUCUUGUGAAGAAGGGGUUUACUCGGAAUUAUUAUGAUUGGAGAUAUCAUUACGAUGUCGGAGCAUCUUCUGAUGUCGCAGCAUCGUCACAGGCAAAAUCGAUGGAUUUUGAUACAACAUCAAAUCCAUACCAGCAUAUGGUGCACAAUGCGUGGGGACAAUCAAGUGCUCACGAGCCUUGGCAAUAUGUUCCGCCUACGUACAUGCCAGAGCCCCCCAUUAAUGAGUCGCAACAGUUCUAUAAUAUGUUAGAAGCGUCUAAGUCUGAUUUGUGGGCGGGGUGUGAUUAUUCUGAGUUGUCAACAAAUGCUCGACUAAUGACUAUGAAGUCUGAACAUCGAUUAUCUCAGCGAGCUGUUGACGAGUUGUGUCAGUUUAUGGAAGAGCGUUUGCCGAAACCGAAUCGUAUGCCUAACGGUUUUUAUCAGUGCAAGAAACAGAUGCAAGCUUUAGAUAUGCCCGUUCUCAAGAUACAUUGUUGCAUGAAAGGGUGCAUGAUCUAUUGGAAAGAAGACGAAGAUAGGACAGAAUGCAAAGUUUGCGGUCAUGCUAGAUUUAAGGGUAAUGGCUGUCGUCCAUUCAAGAAGAUGUACUAUUUUCCUUUGGGCCCAAGAUUAAGACGUUUGUAUGCAUCUGAAGUUACAGCUCAAUCAAUGCGAUGGCACGCAGAGCACGCCCAGACUUCAGGGGAGAUGCGUCAUCCAGCGGAUUCUGCAGCAUGGAAAACAUUUGACAAGACGCAUCCCCUAUUUGCUUCUGAAUCAAGAAAUGUCAGGUUAGCACUUAGCACAGAUGGAUUUCAGCCAUUUGGUCAAUCUGGUUCACAAUACUCAGUAUGGCCGGUGAUUUUAACUCCAUACAAUUUGCCUCCGUGGAUGUGCAUGAAAAAUCCAUACAUGUUUCUCACUGUGAUUGUGCCCGGUCCGAAGAAUCCCAAGCAGAAUAUUGAUGUGUUUCUACAACCCCUGAUCGCAGAGCUUAACGAUUUAUGGACCGAAGGAAUCCCUGCAUAUGAUAUAUCAAGAAAACAGAACUUUCAGCUACGCGCAGCGUUGAUGUGGACUAUCAGUGACUUCCCUGCGUAUUCAAUGUUGUCAGGGUGGAGCACAUCUGGACACCGUGCGUGUCCAUAUUGUAUGGAGGACUCACAAGCUUUCUCCUUGAAUCAUGGACGGAAAACCACUUGGUUUGAUUGCCACAGGAGGUUUCUCAACAGAAAUCAUCGAUUCCGCAGAGACAAAAAGAACUUUAGAAAGAACAUAACUGAGCAUUCUGGUCCUCCUCCAUUCUUAAAUGGAGAACAAAUACUUGAUCAUCUGGAACAAUUUGAAUUCAAGAGAGUAUUUGAUGAAGGUGCGGAAAUAAACUCUAAGUUGAGCAAGAUUUUUGGAUGGAAUAAACGAAGCAUAUUUUGGGAUCUUCCGUAUUGGAAGACAAAUGUGAUUCGUCACAACCUGGAUGUCAUGCACAUAGAGAAGAAUGUUUUCGACAAUAUCUUCAAUACCAUCAUGAAUGUAGAAGGCAAGACGAAGGACAAUGCCAAUGCAAGAAGAGAUUUGGAAGAGCUUGGCAUACGACCUGAACUUUGGCCAUAUGACGGGAAAUAUCAUAAGGCUAAUUUCACGCUUGACAAAGAAAAUAUGAAUUUAUUGCUCAAGUGGCUCAACAUUUUGAGAUUCCCAAAUGGUUAUGUUUCUAACUUAUCAAGAUGCAUUGAUAAGAAGAAACAUAAUUUGUACGGUAUGAAAAGUCACGACUGUCACGUGUUUAUGCAACGAUUGCUACCGAUUGGACUUCGUGAGUUACUCCCACACACUGUAUGGGAACCUUUGACAGAGUUGAGCAAUUUUUUUAGAGAUCUUACUGCCACAGUGAUACGGGAGGUUGAUAUGAAAAAAUACAGUGAGUCGAUUGUAGUUACCUUGUGCAAGCUUGAGAUGAUAUUUCCCCCGUCUUUCUUUGACUCAAUGGAGCAUCUUCCAGUCCACUUAGCAUAUGAGGCAUUGAUCGCUGGACCAGUGCAUUUUGGAUGGAUAUAUCCAUUUGAACGGUACAUGCGCAAACUGAAGUUAAAUGUUAAGAAAAAGGCUGCUGUAAAAGCAUCAAUAUGUAAUGCGUAUUUGACCGAGGAAGCAUCUCAUUUUUGCACACAUUACUUCGAGUCACAUGUUCGUUGCCGAGGUAGAGAUGUCCCUCGUAAUGACGACGGGGGAGGAUCUACUCACCCCGAAGAUAUGCUUCAGAUUUUCACAUAUGAUACCAGAUGUGUUGGGAAGGGACGAACACGAUUCUUGUUAGAAGCCGAGUACAAAGCGGCGCAUACUUACAUAUUGCUUAAUACUCAAGAAGCGAAGGAAUUUGAGUAG